GUAAAACAUCACGUGACCCGGAAGUGCUGUCCCACUACUCUCCGACAGGCCGAACCAAUUCGCGUGUUUGUUUGCUUUCCUUGGCCACUUCUCAGGUGGAGGAAAGACGCAUUUUUAAAAAUUAUUUUGGGACGGGGUUUAUAUGGAGGACAUGAAGGCCGGUGUGGCCUGCAUGAACGUCGACGCGUCAAGUCGCCUCGCUCGUCAAACGCCACCGCGGGCCGGACAAUAACCCAUCAUAGCUAGUUAGCUUAGCCCAACUAGGAGGAGGCCAUUAAUUAAAUUACACGUCGUCGUUUUGCUGGCUGCUUGCAAAACUCGUUUGUGCAGACCGACGGUGAGAGCUCUAGGUGUGUCUUUUGCCCCUCCAAAAGUUUCCCUCUCUCUUGGGGAGAUUUGAUUCAGCGGGAAAUUCCAAGUGGAGCCAUGGAGGACUUCAGCUCCAUCAGCUUGCUGUCUCUUGCCAUGCUGGUGGGCUGCUAUGUGGCAGGGACCAUUCCCUUGGCAGUUAACUUCUCAGAGGAAAAGCUAAAGCUGGUCACUGUGUUGGGCGCGGGACUCCUCUGCGGCACGGCCCUCGCCGUCAUCAUUCCCGAAGGCGUCCACGCGCUUUACGAGGAGAUCCUGGAAGGGGGCGGGCACCACCCACCCAGUCAGGUGGGCAUCGUCGUCGAGGCGUCGGAGGCCAAGGGCGAGGUGGCGGCGGCGGCGGCGGCAGAGGCCGUCCUGGCCGCGGACGGCCACCACGAGCACGGCCACGAGCAGCUGCACGCCUGCAUCGGCGUGUCGCUGGUACUGGGCUUCGUCUUCAUGCUGCUGGUCGACCAGAUCGGCUCGUCGCACAUGCACAGCGCUGAGGAUUCAGAAUCAGCCAGAGUGGCGUCCUCCAAAAUUACCACCACCCUCGGUCUUGUGGUGCAUGCUGCCGCCGACGGCGUGGCCCUCGGAGCUGCCGCUUCCACCUCUCAAACCAGCGUCCAGCUCAUCGUUUUUGUCGCUAUCAUGCUACACAAGGCCCCCGCCGCGUUUGGCCUGGUGUCCUUCCUCAUGCACGCCGGUCUGGAGAGGAAUCGAAUCCGCAAGCACCUGCUGGUCUUUGCCCUGGCAGCGCCCGUCCUGGCCAUGCUCACCUUCCUCGGACUGAGCCAGAGCAGCAAGGAGGCGCUGUCCGACAUCAACGCCACCGGGGUGGCCAUGCUCUUCUCAGCCGGCACCUUCCUGUACGUGGCCACGGUGCACGUCCUACCCGAGGUGGGCGGCGUGGCGGGCCACAGCCACGGGGCGCCGGCCGGCAACGGCGGCAAAGGUCUGAGCAAGGUAGAGGUGGGCGCCCUGGUGCUGGGCUGCCUCAUCCCGCUGCUGCUGUCAGUCGGGCAUCACCAUUAAGAGGGCGGUGAAAAAAACAAAAGACUCGCAAACGUGGAACUGGUUUGGUCACCGCAUAUUAUUAUUAUUAUUUUUUUUUAAAUACACUGUACAGACUUUAAGUGACAUUCAAGUGCCAUAGUAGCUCGAACUUGGCUACUUCCUGUUUCCGGGACAUGCGUACAUUUUGUUUGCUUCACGGCGGGAUUUAUCGAUUAGGCUUCCUUGGUUUCACUCGCCAUUUAAAGGGACAUUCCGUAGACCGAAGUAUAAUAGUUGGCGCCUCGAUUUCUGGACUUUGGCUAAAUUCACUUUCAUUUGUAAAAUGCAGUAACGUGAAAUCAUGAAAUGUUCCCAAAUGGGAUUGAGGAACUUCAGCAACAUGCGAGGCGUGCGUGUGUGUGUGUGUGUGUGUGUGUGUGUGUGUGUGUGUGUGUGUGCGUGUGUGUGUUUGAUUGUGCAAAGUGGGUUGUAAAGCGACAUGUUUUAUGACUAUAAAUUAAAUGUCUUUUUUUUUUUAA
Molecule: messenger RNA, 1886 nt
Organism: Hippocampus zosterae (dwarf seahorse)
Lineage: Eukaryota; Metazoa; Chordata; Actinopteri; Syngnathiformes; Syngnathidae
Gene: slc39a9
Product: solute carrier family 39 member 9
Exons: 7
Coding region: 427-1386 (319 amino acids)
Biological process (GO): transmembrane transport; zinc ion transport
Cellular component (GO): membrane
Molecular function (GO): metal ion transmembrane transporter activity
Source: RefSeq, a predicted model, not a curated record